This is a messenger RNA of Pelobates cultripes (western spadefoot toad), 230 nucleotides long. Lineage: Eukaryota; Metazoa; Chordata; Amphibia; Anura; Pelobatidae. The record is from the annotation of a GenBank genome assembly.
UGAAGGACUUCACCAACUUUUCCGCCCUUCACGAUCGAUAUUCCCGUAUAGACUAUAUCCUUACUGCUCAGGAAGGACUUUCCCACCUGCGCGGAGCUAAGAUCGAGACUGGCGCCUGGUCGGACCAUGGAUCGGUCGAGAUAGAACUGGACUCACCCCUGUACAGACCAAAGGCGUGGACCUGGAGACUUAACGAAGCUCUACUGCUAGACCCAGAUACCAAGGAAUAA